Messenger RNA from Cheilinus undulatus (humphead wrasse), 3140 nucleotides. RefSeq names its product ras-related protein Rab-25-like. The transcript has 5 exons. NCBI's taxonomy places the organism in Eukaryota, Metazoa, Chordata, Actinopteri, Labriformes, Labridae. Gene Ontology annotation, cellular component: recycling endosome. Gene Ontology annotation, biological process: exocytosis. Gene Ontology annotation, molecular function: GTP binding; GTPase activity. Bases 2246 to 2878 code for a protein of 210 amino acids. The record is from RefSeq and is a predicted model, not a curated record.
UAGCAUCAACUUUUAUUAUUUAAGUGAUCAAACCCCAGUAUACCAGGGUAAGUUUGUAAGCGUGUUGAUUUUCUUUUAUACAUGCAGACCUAAUUUUACAACCUCAGAGGGGACAAAGCCUCACCUGACUGUGAAAGAAAUAUGGACAGGGUUGGUCUCCAUUCGGAUGAGAGAGCAGAGUGCAGCUGUGAUCAGGUGGUUAGCUCUUCAGCGCUGAUAAAAUCUCAGAACAAAAAAGACAAAAGAAAAAGUUCUUCCCUCUUGAAAAUCUUGCAGUAUUAUCAGCUAUCUUAUGGGCGCUGUUUGCUGAGUAACAUGCCAUGUUGAACUCAUUUGUUGCAUCAUAUUGAGCUCUUCCUCUGCUAUAAUUAUACAUAGUUCACAAUAGAUUGGUGAAAUUUUAUGUUACGAAUUUUUUAGUUAAUAAAUAUCACAAACUAAUAUUUCUCCUCAAACCUUUCAUGGCUGUGAUGAGACCUGCUGGUGGGCUGUUUGUGGCCCCCAGGCUUUAAGUUUGACACCUUGCUAUAAUGGGUAACCCUUUAUUUUUAACAAUAUCAGAAAAAUCAUAGAGUGCAAUUCAUUUGCAGACUAAAGUCAAAGGCAUGCUUCUCACAGAGAUUUAUAUUGUAAUUAAUAUCAGACAUUUAUAGCAACAAUCACAAUUAUAUGACGUGGUGCUGGUAGUCCAGUGGUCUCGUCUGUGCAGCUCAUAUGCCAGGGCUGUUGUCCUCAAAGCAGUUAACCAAGGUUAAAAUCCAUUCUGUGGCUGCUUUCCAGCAUGUUAGAUGGAGAAGUUAUCAUUGGGGAAAUCCUCUGAAAUUAAAUUCAAACAGCUGCACUUAAACAUUGUUAUACUAUUUGUAAUAGUAACCAAAUAUCAUCUGAAAGACAACAGAAAGGACUUCUUGUAGUGUUAAUAACACAAAAAGUGACCCAAAUAUAUCACAAAUAAUUUGUAAUAGUUCCUAGAAAUGUUCCAAAAAAAAUGGAAAAAAUUCCACUAGCUGUUUCUGAAAAGACCCCAGAAAAAUUGCCAGGAAUGUUACCAGGAAAAUAUCCAAAAAAUCCUUGUAAAUACUGACGCACAUGUGAUAUUCAAAAGCAAGCCAGACCAAUGGUUAGAAUAGUUUUAGUAAUAACUAAUACACGUUGGUCUCUCUUGUAAAGCCAAAAGCCCAUGCAAAAAUAUGUCUUAAAAAAGUAAUGCAAUCCCUCAAAGAGAACACAACUGGCAGGUUUCUCAAGAUUUGUACAGAAAAUUCCAAGGACUAUUUAUGGGAAAUUAUUCAGGAACUCUUGGGAAAUAUUUAUGAAGAUUCCUAAAAAAUAUAUGGGUUAACUUUUUGAGUAUUUCUUGAAAUUCCCUAACAUGGCACGCCACAGUCCACAGAGAACAUGUAAUGGAAGCUGAAAUUGGCACAAAAUAUCAGUGUAAAAUUCUUCAAAUUCACAGACCUUAUCCAAAAAGUCUAAUAAGAAUUCUCCAAACGUCAGUGGAAAUUUUUUAAAAUUCACUGCCAGGGGGUACAGAUAGCCGUGUGGUCAGGUUGCGCCCCAUGCAUGCAGAAAGCCUGAGUUCACAUCCAGCCUAAGGCUUCUUUCUCACAUGUCUCUCCCCCUCUCUCUCAUCCUGGUUUCCAACUCUUUCCACUGUCCUUCUCUCUGAAUAAAGGAAUAAAAGCCCAAAAAUAUAUCUUGAAAAUGAUCAUUCACAGCCUGUAUAACAAUGUUACCACAUAUUCUGAAGUGACCUCCAACCCUGACCUCAUUGACUGAACUCUGAAUUUGUAUUUGCAGCUACGUGGCUGCAUGUGUUCACCUGUCAGGUCAGGUGUAUUGUCAUUCAAAUGAGCUGAGUACCUGGGUUAAAAGGGGAGCGUAGGAGAGGGUGGAGCCGGCUGCUGUCAGUGGUUUUACCUGUUCCACCUGCUCUCCUCCCCCUCACCGGCCCUCCAUUGGGUGUCAGCUGAUGAGGGAUCCACAGGCUACAGAACUGCUGCCCUGCCUGCCUGUCUGGCUGUCUGUCCUUUAAACAGGAGUCACCCAUGUCCACAGAUAAAGAUAGAAGCGGGUGGGUGCAGCUCAAACCUUUCUCCUUUUCUCACUUUUCACCUUUUCACUCUUCUUCUCUCCACACAGGAGAGUAAGAAAGAGAAGCUCUUUUCUGCUUUUGUCUGUUUUUCUCUGCUGAAUGUGGCUUCAGGAAUACCAUCAAUCAGGAAAUAUUCACUACUGACACAGCAUGACAUCGGACGAGUGCUACAACUAUGUCUACAAAGUGGUUUUGAUCGGAGAAUCUGGUGUUGGUAAAAGCAACCUUCUGACCCGCUUUACCAAGAAUGAGUUCAACCAUGACAGUCGCACCACCAUCGGUGUGGAGUUCAGCACGCGGACUAUUCACAUGAACAACUACACCAUCAAAGCCCAGAUAUGGGACACAGCCGGGCUGGAGCGCUACAGAGCUAUCACCUCAGCGUAUUACAGGGGGGCGGUUGGAGCUCUACUGGUCUAUGACAUAUCCAAACACCUGACCUACGAGAGUGCAGAGCGAUGGUUAAAAGAGCUGCUGGAACAUGCAGACCCUCACAUUGUUGUGAUGCUGGUGGGAAAUAAGAAAGACCUAGAGACCCUCAGGACCGUGCCCACAGAGGAGGCAAAGGACUUUGCUGAGAAGAGAGGCCUUAGGUUCAUGGAAACCUCAGCGUUAGAGUCCACUAAUGUCGAAGCUGCCUUCAAUGAAAUCCUCACAGCGAUUCAUGAGAAAGUGGCCAGCAGGAAGGUGACCCGCGGCUCCAUCAGUGCUGUUACAAUAACCAAUCCCAUCGGACCUGUCGGAGAGGCCCAGGAGAGCAGGGGCUGCUGUAAGAGCUCCUAGCAGGCAUCAGCACCAACGUUAAACCUCAGCAGCGUUAACACCUGGUUUGAUAAGUUUGAAACAUAAACACUCAUAUAAACAGCUCUUCACAUGUAAAACAUGUAAAAUAAGUAACUGAAAUACUAAAUGAAUAUUGAGUCUGUAUUUUUUCUGUGGAGGCUGAUGUAGGCACUUUUUCUUUGUUAAGCUAUGCAUUUGUUAUUUUAUCUCAGCUUUGUAUUUUUAAAGGAAGUGUAAAAUUUAAUUGUUUUUAUAAAGGAAA